GAGGGUUUUUACGAGAUGUUAUUAUUGCUGGGCCUAUUGCUAUGGCUGCUGUGUCGUUGCUGGCUGGCUCUCUGUUUGCAGGUUUUUUUAUUAUUUUUUUCCUCUCUUUAUUUUUAUAUUUUCGCUUUCUCUUUUUUUCCCCCUCUUACUUUUUCACUCUCUCUUUCUCUCAUCUCCAUCGAAUGAAUGGGUUACAUAGAGAAUGGCAGACGCCACCCGUCAUGCCUGACCAACCACCGUAUCCAUUGAUGGAUUCAGGCUACAGUUUGCCCUCCCAUCGUGAUUUAUCGCCUUCCGAGCGCCCAGAUCUGGCAUCAUCAUCAUCGAGCUCUCGUGUUCUAUCUCAACCAGGAACGCCACAGCCGUCAGGAAAAGAUCCCUAUAGUCCUCCACCAAGACAAGCUCCAUAUCCCACUUGGAUUUCCAACCCCAAGAAGAAGCGAGCCCUGUCAUCUCAAUCGCAACAUACUGAACCUUCGCCCGUCGAAACGGAGCUUCCUCAUAAUGGCCCCAUGUUCACCACCAAGGACAGGUACGGUAACCUGUUCGCACUUGAUCAAUCUACCGUGUUUGAUCCUCGCGUGGACGCCAAAAUCGACCGAGGGUUUUUUCUAGCCGAUGAGGAUUGGACAUGCUACAGAAGAAAUUACUUUCAACUCAGUGCUACGUUUUCCAUCGAUGGCUUAGGUAGCUAUAAUGAGCAUGAAAUUCCCUGUUUGGUCGACUUCAACGGAAGAUUGCAUCGGGUCCAACAAUUCAUGCUCGGCAUCAGCUCUCACAUGUAUAAUAGUCGUGACAAGGUCAUCGAUUUGAUACAGCAUACGGCCAAACGCGAUCGUGGUCCACGCAACACGCCACCGCUGGUUCCUAUUACCGCUGGAGGCGAUUUACGGCUAAGUUCAAUCGGUACAACUCAAACCAUCGCCACGUUUGAAAGAGUUCAAUUCAAGACCGCCACCGCGAACAACGGACGAAGAAGAGCCGCCCAGCAAUACCAUAUUCUCUGUGUAGAAGUCUAUGCUCAGACCGAAGCGGGUCAGCAAAUUAAAAUAUGUGUGGCCGAAUCCGAAAGGCUUGUCGUGCGAGGUAGAAGCCCUGGUCAUUACAAUGAUCACAACGUUAGGUAUUCGACUCAAUACAGUCGUAAGCAAGCCAGUGAGGCCGCACAAACCGACUAUUCUUCGUCUUAUCCCAAACCACCCAUCCUGUCGCCUUCCGCUAUGACACCCACUACGGAUUAUGGCCCUACGUCUUAUUCUUCCUAUGGUUAUCAUGCGUACAACGGUAUAGGUGGCUCCCCCUACCAACAGCAAAAUGGCCCAUCUUAUCAUCCUGUGGUCGUGACGGAAGGUUCUCAACAACCGAUGGAUAACCGAGCUGGACCUUACCAUCAUCCUUACGAUACACAAGUGGUUCGCCCUCUCCCAUCCAAUGCACCCACGGGUGGCAACGCGCCCCCGCCUUACUAUGGUGGUAGAGAAGGAGGGGAUGACUCGCAUCCAGAUUGGCAACGAAAUCGCGCUGCAUCAGGUUCAAGUAUCUCAACUGACCACUCUGCAUACACUUAUCCUGCCUAUUCUUCCCCUCACCACUACUUACCUCGUAAUGGACAGUUCGACCUGCGGGCAGGUCAUCCCCACCAGCAACCACCACAAAUGCAAGAUUAUCCAUCCAGAGAACCUCCACCCAUGCGAUGGCAUUCUUCGCACCAUCAUGACUAUGUUCAUGAAUCUGAUCAUUAUCAAGCCCAGUCGAUGGCUCCACCGUACUCUUAUGAUGAUCGUAAAGGAAAAUCAGAACUUGCUUCUUCAUCCGCUGAUAGACAUAAGGACGUCAAUAAUUAUGACGACAAAAACGCUUCGGAACGUCAACAGCUACCAUGAUGGUUUCCGUGUGUUGUUUUUCUAUAUACUUCUUUCUCUGGCUUAAAUUUGCUUAACCAUACCUUCUUACAUCUACUUUAUAAGCGCAACUAUGUCUCUCCUUGCAUUCCUUUACCUUCCUUACUCCCCUUUUUUUUCAUUUCACGAUGACUUGUGAAACGGUUCUUUACAUACCUCUACUCUUUUUUUUUUUUUUUUUUUUUGCGAAUAACAAUUCGUACUUACAGC
Umbelopsis ramanniana AG is the source of this 2111-nucleotide messenger RNA. RefSeq lists its product as uncharacterized. The record is from RefSeq and is a predicted model, not a curated record. Gene Ontology annotation, molecular function: DNA binding; DNA-binding transcription factor activity. Gene Ontology annotation, biological process: positive regulation of transcription by RNA polymerase II; meiotic cell cycle. Gene Ontology annotation, cellular component: nuclear chromosome. The transcript is spliced from 5 exons. Bases 42 to 1883 code for a protein of 613 amino acids. NCBI's taxonomy places the organism in Eukaryota, Fungi, Mucoromycota, Umbelopsidomycetes, Umbelopsidales, Umbelopsidaceae.